AUGUUUCUAUCAGUUUUUUUCUUUUGUCUUCUAAUAACAAUCACAACAUCAAUAACACCAGUGCCCGGUACUAUUCAUGUUCGAUUAUUACCUGAUAAUCAAAUAACAAGUGGAAAUUAUCGAGCAUCAUCAACUGUUCAUUAUACAGUUGAAUUUGAAAAUGUACCAAUAAAUGAUAAUGUUCUUAUUGGUAUUGAAAUUCGUGGGUCAAAUCCAUCAGGUGGACCUCGUGGUUAUAUAUCAGGAGCACGCAGUGUAAGUACAAUCAAUAAUUUUAUAAAGGAAACAAAUAAUCGUCUUCAAUUUAAAUUAUUACCAAAUGAUGUCUUUGCUGGUUAUAGUUGGUUCAUACGACCAUUUAUCUAUUUUGCUAAUGAAUCAAUGGUUUCAACAAACAUGAUGAAUUCAGGUUCAUCAGAAAUGUUUAAUGUUCUUAAACAAUAA
Molecule: messenger RNA, 444 nt
Organism: Adineta steineri
Lineage: Eukaryota; Metazoa; Rotifera; Eurotatoria; Adinetida; Adinetidae
Source: the annotation of a GenBank genome assembly